Linnemannia hyalina is the source of this 1761-nucleotide messenger RNA. The record is from the annotation of a GenBank genome assembly. NCBI's taxonomy places the organism in Eukaryota, Fungi, Mortierellomycota, Mortierellomycetes, Mortierellales, Mortierellaceae.
AUGGACUUGAUUGCACAGGGAUACGGAAGCUCAUCAGACAGCGAGGACUCGUCCUCUGGCAAACCCGCAAAGGUCGCAAAGAUCACAUCCACCUCCCUUCAAGUCAACGGCGCGCCUGAUGUCAGCCUCGAGGACCCAAUGUACGCGCGCCACAUCUAUACCAACCCCACAGACACAACACUCUCCGUCAACCUCGACUACGACUCGAUGGUCCAACCAGUUCAAGGACCCGUCAACCCCUUUGCGUCCAAGACCCAGGAGGUUCGCAAGAACGUCUGGACGGGCCAUGUCGAGGAAAAUAUGUUUUCGGAAAACGACUUCAGGACACAGCAACAGUCUUAUGCUGCGUUUGGAUUCGCAAAGGACCCCAGUGUCUUGAGCGUUGCUGAUAACGGACAGACUGGAUCGGGAAAGAAGGGUUCAGGAUUUGUUGGAGAUAUCGAUAGAGCCAAAGAGAUGGAUGGUGCGACGAUAUGGGACAAGGUGCCGAAGCAUCUUCGCAACAAUCAGAACCAGAAAAAGAGACAGACACGAGGAGACCCCUCGGUACUAGAGGGCGAUAACGCUUAUAGAGGACCAUGGGCAACCUUCGAGGGAGAUGGCAUCGGCGAAAUUAGCGGGCCCACAGAGGAGGAGCGGGAUGUGCACGACAAGCAACGUGAGGCAGCAGCUGAGGAGAAACUGGCAAGGAACAAGGCAACCCCCGCCAAGGCUGUUGCCAACGGAUCAGAGACGACCGUUUUCCAUGGCAAGGAGGAGCACGAUUAUAUGGGACGGACCUACAUGCAUGUCCCUCUGGAUCUGGAUGUCAACUUGAACGGCGAGCCUGGAACGCAGACUUGCUUUGUACCAAAGAAGCUGUUGCACACUUAUACUGGACACAGCAAGGGUGUCUCUGCCAUCCGCUACUUUCCAAAAUCUGCGCAUUUGCUCUUGUCUGGAAGCAUGGACUCCAAAAUCAAGAUCUGGGAUGUGUAUCACGAUCGUAAGGUGCUGCGUACAUACUUGGGUCACUCAAAGGCAGUUCGGGAUGUGAACUUCAACAACAACGGCACAGAGUUCCUAAGUGCAUCUUACGACCGCAACAUCAAGCUCUGGGACACAGAAACAGGACAGUGCAAGGCAACGUUCUCCAAAAAGACCAUUCCCUUUGUAGUCAAGUUCAACCCGGACGAAGACAAGCAGAACGUGUUUCUGGCUGGUUGUUCGGAUCACAAGGUGUACCAGUUCGAUACAAGGUCUGGGGAUGUGACCCAGGAGUAUGAUCAGCAUUUGGGAGCUGUCAACACGAUUACGUUUGUGGAUGAUAACCGGAGGUUCGUCACUACUUCUGAUGACAAGUCACUCCGUGUCUGGGAGUUUGAUAUCCCUGUCAUCAUCAAGUACAUUGCUGAGCCCGACAUGCACUCCAUGCCUGCCGUCGCCAUCAGCCCCAACCAAAAAUGGCUGGCAUGUCAGUCGAUGGAUAACAAGAUCUACAUUUACAACGCCAAGGAUCGAGUCAGCCAGAACCGCAAGAAGCUGUUUGGGGGACACAUGGUGGCCGGAUACGCCUGUCAGCCAUCCUUCUCGCCCGAUGGACGGUACCUCUCCUCGGGAGACUCUGAGGGUAACAUGUGGAUUUGGGAUUACAAGUCGUGCAAGGUCCACAAGAAGUUCAAGGCCCAUGACGAGGUUGUCAUUGACUCUGCCUGGCAUCCUCAUGAGACCUCGUUGCUUGCGACUGCCUCCUGGGACUCUAACAUCAAGCUGUGGGUGUAA